CGUAGUAAUUCUGGUUUCACCUAUUCUUUAGCUAACGAAAUUGCAGCUACUUAGAGUAUCAUGAUUUUCAAUCAACUGUAUAACUAUCAGGCAUCAAGGGAUCAUGUAGAGUUUCACAUUUCCCGUUCCUUGUCAAUUCUGUCACGUUUCUGAUCUACAUUGGGAUCAUGGCUGACGAUCUAGCAGUCGAAGCCAAAGAAGCAGCAAUGCGUGAGGUUGCCAAACUGUUGCCAACUCAAGAGAUACUUGCGUCCAUUGCUUCAAUCAAGGCAGACUAUAUUACUCGUCAACAGGCUAACGAUGCACAACUUAGUGCAAUGGUUGCUGAACAGGUCGAAAAGGCACAUGCUGGUCUGGACUCACUAUCUUUGUCUCAGAAUACAGUAAAUCAGCUCCGUGAGAAUUUUGCCACUAUUCAGAAGCUCUGUCAAGAAUGCCAAACAUUAAUUGAAAAUCAUGACCAGAUAAAGCUACUUAGCAAUGCAAGGAAUAACUUGAAUACAACUUUGAAGGAUAUAGGUGGAAUGAUGUCCAUAUCUGUUGAAGCUGCUGCAGCAAGUGAUUCUUUGAAAAAUGACAAGGAACUCAUAAACACAUACGAGAGGUUAACAGCUCUUGAUGGAAAGCGGAGAUUUGCAUUAGCUGCAGCAUCAUCACACAAGGAAGAAGUUGGUAGACUAAGCGAGUACUUUGAAGACGUAGAUCGUACUUGGGAGUCAUUUGACAAGAUAUUGUGGGGUCAUAUAUCCAACUUCUUCACACUUGCUAAAGAAAGCCCACAAACACUUGUUCGUGCUUUGAGCGUUGUUGAGAUGCAAGAAAUACUCGAUCAACAACUUGCUGAGGAAGCUGUUGAGGCUGAAGGAGAUGGUGCAAUGGCAUCACUUGCUAGUACUCGUGGUGCUUCCAAAAGAUUUACUUCAUCAAUGACCUCAUCUAGAAAUCUUACUAAACAGAAGCAGAAAGUAGGAAAAUGCUACAAAGAUAGGUGUUACGACGAAAUAAGAAAGUCUGUGGAAGCACGGUUUAAUAUACUGCUUACAGAACUAGGGUUCGAAGAUCUAAAAGCAGCCAUAGAGGAGGCUAAAGCGAUUGGGGAAGAACUUGGAGAUGUGUAUGAUUAUGUGGCUCCCUGUUUCCCUCCAAGGUAUGAAAUUUUUCAGCUUUUGGUAAAUCUCUAUACUGAGAGGUUUAUUCAGUGGUUGAGACUCCUUAGUGACCGGCCAGAUGAUCUGACAAAUAUAGAAAUUUUAAAGAUAACCGGUUGGAUUGUUGAAUACCAAGAAAGUCUAAUUGAACUUGGUGUUGAUGAGACUUUAGCUCAAGUUUGUUCUGAAAGUGGUUCUAUGGAUCCCCUGAUGGACGCUUAUGUUGAAAGAAUGCAAGCCACAAUGAAGAAAUGGUACUUAAAUAUACUUGAAGCUGAUAAGGUACAGCCACCGAGAGCGACAGAUGAGGGGAGGCUAUAUACGCCAGCUGCUGUUGAUUUGUUUAGAAUACUUGGAGAGCAAGUUCAAAUUGUUCGAGACAAUAGCACGGAUCUCAUGUUAUAUAGAACUGCUUUGGCUAUUAUUGAGGUUCUGGAUGAUUUUCAAGCAGCUCAAAGGAAAAGACUGGAGGAACCUGCUUCUGAAAUUGGUCUAGAACCUCUGUGUGCUAUGAUUAAUAACAAUCUUCGCUGUUAUGAUCUUUCAAUGGAGCUAAGUACUAGCACAAUUGAAGCUCUCCCUGAGAAUUAUGCUGAACAGGUCAACUUUGAAGACUCCUGCAAAGGGUUCUUAGAGGUGACCAAGGAAGGUGUGCAUCAGACAGUACUUGUUAUUUUUGAAGAUCCAGGAGUGCAGGAGUUGCUUGUGAAGCUGUAUCAUAAAGAAUGGUUUGAAGGACAAGUUACCGAGUACCUAAUUGCAACAUUUGGUGAUUACUUCUCUGAUAUAAAGAUGUUUAUUGAAGAACGAUCAUUUAGGCGAUUUGUUGAGUCUUGUUUGGAGGAAACGGUGAUCAUUUACGUUGACCAUCUACUGACUCAGAAAAAUUACAUCAAGGAAGAAACCAUUGAACGGAUGGGGUUAGAUGAAGAGCUUCUUUCGGAAUUCUUUCGGGAAUAUAUAACUGCUUCUAAAGUGGAAAACAGACUACGCACGCUGACUGAAUUAAGAGAUCUUGCUUCAUCAGAAAGUCCUGAUUCUUUCACCCUCGUCUAUACAAAUAUCCUUGAAACUCAACCUGAUUGUCCUCCUGAUGUUGUUGAAAAAAUUGUGGGACUGCGAGAAGGGAUUCCUCGUAAAGAUGCGAAAGAGGUUGUGCAAGAGUGCAAAGAAAUAUACGAAAAUAGUCUUAUUGAUGGAGAACCUCCAAAGAGGGGUUUCGUAUAUUCGAAGAUAAAGUGUUUACAACAACAUAAAGGAUAUCUGUGGCGAAACUUUAAGUAGCAGACAGGCAGACAAUUUUGAUUACGGGCUAUUUCUAUGUGUAUUUUGAGUGUUGCUAUUGUUGGUUUCCAAAUUCAAAUUUGAGCACGGUGUUAAAUCUCUCUUUGAAUGUUUUUUUCUUUUUCGGCAUUUGCCCUUCGGGAAUCUACAGUCUUUAACCUCUUAAAAAUUAUGGAUUUGGUUUGUAAUAUUGGAUUCAGUUGAAGAAAUA
Molecule: messenger RNA, 2643 nt
Organism: Daucus carota subsp. sativus
Lineage: Eukaryota; Viridiplantae; Streptophyta; Magnoliopsida; Apiales; Apiaceae
Product: exocyst complex component SEC6-like
Exons: 26
Coding region: 168-2432 (754 amino acids)
Biological process (GO): exocyst localization; exocytosis
Cellular component (GO): exocyst
Molecular function (GO): SNARE binding
Source: RefSeq, a predicted model, not a curated record